This is a messenger RNA of Teleopsis dalmanni, 1421 nucleotides long. Its product is annotated as putative inorganic phosphate cotransporter. The record is from RefSeq and is a predicted model, not a curated record. Gene Ontology annotation, molecular function: transmembrane transporter activity. The annotation marks the transcript as partial. Gene Ontology annotation, cellular component: plasma membrane. The transcript is spliced from 3 exons. NCBI's taxonomy places the organism in Eukaryota, Metazoa, Arthropoda, Insecta, Diptera, Diopsidae. Gene Ontology annotation, biological process: monoatomic anion transport; transmembrane transport.
AUUCCUUCAGGAUCAUAUUUUGGCAUGCGACACUUGCAGUGUUUAUUACUUUUUAAUGGCUUGGCCGUUGGCUAUGCAAUGCGCGUAAAUCUUUCGGUUGCGAUUGUGGCCAUGACAGAUGAAAAUGGUGAGGGUAUUGAUUUUACUGUUUACAAUUGGACAGAGCAAAUAAAAUCGUUUUUGCUGAGCAGCUUCUUUUGGGGUUACUUUAUUACUCAAAUACCAGGUGGUCAGUUGGCGGUAAAAUUUGGUGGUAAAAUGGUUUUCUUCUAUAGCAUACUUAUAAGCUCGGUACUAGCGGUACUGACACCUCUCUGUACACAAUUUGGUGAUUGGAAAUUAUUAUUCGCGUUGCGUGCCAUACAAGGACUGAGUCAAGGAGCGCUAUUUCCAAGCACACAUACAAUUCUGUCGAAAUGGGCGCCUGAACAAGAACGUGGCAUUUUGUGCACAUUUUGUUAUGCGGGAACUCAUUUUGGCUCGGUUAUAAUAUUUGCCAUAAGUGGUUUUAUUGCCGCAUCUCCAUUAGGCUGGCCAGGUAUAUUUUAUGUAUCUGGUGCACUAGGUUUUCUUUGGCUUGCUGUGUGGUUCAUAUUGGGUGCGGAUAGACCCAGUGAUUGUAAGUCAAUAUCGAAAGAAGAGCAACGCUUGAUUGAGGACUCAAUAGCUGAAAAACAAUUUGAAACUCCAGUGAACCAGAAUUUAAGAACGCCGUGGUGGAAAAUCUUUACAUCUGUUCCAGUAUUAGUUUUAAUUGUAGUACACUGUGCACAUAAUUGGGGAUUUUGGACGCUGCUAACACAAAUUCCUACCUACAUGAAAUUUAUAUUAAACAGAGACAUUAAAAGCAAUGCACUGUUAUCCACUCUACCUUAUUUAGCAGUACUUCUGCUUUGUUUUGUAUUCUGUUACGUCUCCAAUAUAUUUACUAAGUACCGCAUUCUGAAGAUUGGAACGAAUAGAAAGAUAUUUAACACAAUCGGCCAGUGGAUACCUGCGUUAACACUGAUCGCUUUAGGUUACGUACCAUCAGAUCAGGUUAAUUUAGCCGUAGCUGUGCUUACCAUCACAGUCGGGGUUAAUGCUGCCUCAUUUUUAGGCUUUCAAGUAAAUCACAUUGAUUUGAGUCCAAAUUAUGCUGGUAUCUUAAUGGGUAUCACUAAUUGCGCGGCUAAUAUAAUGAGUAUUAUAGCUCCUUUGGUUGUGGGCUUCGUAGUCAGUGAUGAGACGAAUCCUCAACAGUGGCGUACUAUAUUUUACAUAGCUGGAGGUUUUUAUUUUAUUGGAAACUCACUUUUCAUUAUUUUUGGUAAGACUCGUGUACAAACGUGGAAUGAAUCUCAGAGCUCAUCACAGGAAAUGAAACCAGUAGCGCAAAAUAUAAAUGAUGUUAAGGUUAAUUAAAUUGUAUGUAACAUAAA